Messenger RNA from Pipistrellus nathusii (Nathusius's pipistrelle), 690 nucleotides. The record is from the annotation of a GenBank genome assembly. NCBI's taxonomy places the organism in Eukaryota, Metazoa, Chordata, Mammalia, Chiroptera, Vespertilionidae.
AUGGCUUGGGGAGCCCCAUGCCUCCUUCUGCCACCUGUCCUGCUGGUGUUCCUGGCCUCAGGUUCCUGGGGACAAGUUGUGCCUGAGGAGCUCCAUUACGUGGCGGGGCAGACCCUCUCCGUGCGAUGCCAGUACUCUCCUGAGGGAGGAUCCUACAGGCAGAAAACCUGGUGUCGGCAGACAUCUCCAAAUUUCUGUACCAGGUUAGUCACCAGCUCUGGGCCCCAGACUCAGGAUUCUCGAUACAUGAUCUGGGACGUGCCCGAUGCUGGUUUCUUCAACAUCAGCAUGGCUCAGCUGACUGAGAAGGACUCCGGGCCCUACUGGUGUGGAAUCUACAACUCUUCCAGAGACAUGGUCACUAUUCUCAGAAACAUCAGCCUGCUGGUGUCUCCAGCCCUGACCCCUUCUCCUAUGUGGACCACCGCCUGGCCCUUGGAAAGUACAGUUCAGAUCACUUCUCCAGAGGGGACCUCUGGUCCACCUUCCCUCAAUGGAUCUGAACUCAGGAAGUCAAGUGCCCCCCUGGUCCCUGGUUGGGCUGCCUCCUGCAUCCUGGUGGCUGUGCUGUGUGGACUCUUCGCGGCCAAGGGCCUGGUGCUGGCAGUCCUGUGUGUCCUCCUGAGCUGCAGGCGCUGGGCGCAGGGGUCAGGAGGACUCGGUGGGGACAGCAGCGAUGGAGACUUCUGA